AUGGCAUUCGAGACCCUUCGCACCGACAGUUUCUCCCGCAGCAGAACAGAAAUGAGACGGAACAGCAGACCUUAUAAAUCGUCCAAGUGGAUGUUGGCUGUUGCAGUUCCGGCAUUUUUGUGCCUUUCUUUGUUGCAGCCGGUCCAAGGAGCCUGGGUUGACCCAGAUACCCCCAAAGCUGCCAAGGCAAUCAAGGCAUUGAGUCCAGACGACAAGCGAGAGUACGAACUGGUAUUCUCAGACGAAUUCGAACAGGAUGGUAGAACUUUCCACGACGGAACUGAUCCUCGGUGGACAGCCAUCAAGAAGAACGAUUACACAAAUCUAGCGCUUCAUUUUUACCAUGAUGACAAUGCAGUCACAACCAAUGGGGUUCUGAACAUCACCACCGAGUUCAAAACCAAUACCUACAAGGCUUUCAACGAAAAGACCAAAAAGUACUAUCCUGAUGCUAAGCACGUGCAAUCUGCCAUGUUGCAGGGGUGGAACAAGUUCUGCUACAUUGGUGGCAUUGUCGAAUUCAGAGCAAAACUACCAGGUACCGCAGAGAAAGGAGGACUGUGGCCAGCGAUCUGGAUGCUGGGGAACUUGGCACGGGCAACCUACGUGGGAUCCUCAGACUUCAUGUGGCCGUUUAGUUACAACCAGUGUGACCCAAAGAGAAGGCGCACACAAGAGAUCAAUGCUUGUGACAAAAUCCAACACUAUGGCAUGUCGCCAGAGUUUGGUCGAGGGUCUCCAGAGAUUGAUAUCAUUGAAGCUAUGCAGGGAAACAUGAAAGAAAAACUGCCCAGCACGCACAUCAAGAGACCGUACCAAUCCACAUCCUUGCAGGUGGCACCGGGACUGGAAUACGACCGGCCGGUUCUAAUGAAGCGUCCGAAAGAGGGUCAUUGGUAUGUGGGAGUGGAGUACUCGGAAAGAAACCACUCUGACCUGAAUCCGUUCUUCUAUGGCACAACGCUUCAACACAAACCAAAAAGCCUUUCCUACCAGGCUGAUGCCCUAUCAUCCAACACACAGCUUAACCAAUCUCACUUUGAUUCACACCAUCUAUACCGAAUGGAAUGGGAGCCACCUGCUCUGAACGGCUCGGGUGGGUAUCUAAAAUGGUUCACCGACGACGAGUAUGUUUUUGGCUUUCACGGCCAAUCAUUGGACUUCAUGCAGACAGAAAUCCCGACCGAACCUAUGUAUUUAAUCCUCAACACCGCCGUGUCAAGUCACUGGGGAUUCCCCCAACCCUGUCCAGAUGGGUGUAAAUGUGAAUGCUACGAGUGUGGCAACUCUGAUUGUGCUUGCGGUUUGCCAGAAGGAUACUGCGAUAACUUUCCAGCACACUUUGAAAUCGACUACGUUCGCGUUUACCAGGCGAAGAAUGAAUCUAAGCACUAUUUGGGCUGUUCCCCGCCGCACAGACCAACCGAUCGCUGGAUCAGGGGACAUGCCGAACGUUACAUGGAGGAGGAUCAAAAGCGUCCACUGGAGCCCAUCACCACUGGCGGUGGGGCAUGCACGAAACCCGCCGACUGUGGAGGAUCCAACCGGGGUAUCUGUACAUCCAAACAGCUCUGUCGUUGCAAGGACGGUUGGACCGGGCCGCGUUGUCUAGCGCAUGACGCUUUUUACGACUUUGAAUUGAGUCAAACCAAGCCAGAUCUUGACAUGCGGAAUUUCGUGAUGCCACGGGGCCUGGUCGUUUUUAUUGCCCUGCUGGCAGUUGGCUUUGGCUUUGCAUUCAAUGGCUCCCUUAAGCGGCAACUAUCAGAACCAAAGUACGAUCCCGUUGGGAAUGCAAGUUCAUUAAAGUCGCCGAUACAAAGCCAGACGGCAACGAGCUCAUAUCAAAACUCCACAACCGGUACAGGCGGGAAGUCAAAGGAUAUUACCUACUGUGUUAUCGAUGAGAGAUUGGUAAACAAGUAG
Molecule: messenger RNA, 1926 nt
Organism: Seminavis robusta
Lineage: Eukaryota; Bacillariophyta; Bacillariophyceae; Naviculales; Naviculaceae
Source: the annotation of a GenBank genome assembly